CAUAUAUUUGAGAGUUAAAUUUAACAUUCAACCAAUAUAAUAAUGAUAAAACCAGGUUCAUUAUUAUUUCUAUAAAUAAAAAAGCACCGUGAACGAUUUCCAUUAGACCCAUAUAUUUGGCUUAUGAUCCCUUUGUAAUCCAAUCAAAGCGAAGAAAAUUUUAUUGUGAUUUUCCGAAUAUUUUGAUAUUCUAUUAUAAGCCAAUUUUUUAAUAAGCAAAUUAGCUAAUAUUAAACAGUUGCACCUGAGUUGUAGAUAAGGUAGUUCAUAAUUGAACAGAGGCUCCUUUGACACAGAUGCAGAACAUUCGUAAUAUUACCCUUGUCAACAAUUCCGGCAACAACCAUGAUUUGUCUCUGGCCAACUCCAAAAUGCCGCGCAACUUUAAACUGCUAGCUGAUCCACAGUUGGUUAAAUGUGGUACCAGACUCUAUCGUUACGAUGGUUUAAUGCCAGGAGACCCGGCUUAUCCAACAAUAACUCCCAGGGACCCACGGAAUCCACUUAUUCGCAUACGCGCCAGGCCUGUUGAACCACUUAUGCUUCUUAUUCCAAGGUUUGUCAUCGAUUCCGACUACGUGGGCCAGCCCCCUGCAGUGGAAGUUACAAUAGUGAACCUAAAUGAUAACAUCGACAAGCAGUUUCUUGCUAGCAUGCUGGACAAAUGUGGAACAUCUGAUGAAAUACAUAUUUACCAUCAUCCCAUCACAAACAAACACAUGGGCAUUGCUCGUAUAGUUUUUGAUAGUACGAAGGGAGCGAGACAAUUCGUUGAAAAAUACAAUCAAAAGUCUGUAAUGGGAAAGAUCUUGGAUGUGUUUUGCGACCCUUUUGGUGCUACAUUAAAAAAAGCUAUUGAGAGCCUUACAAAUCCAGUCGCUGCAAAACCAUUGAUAGGUACCAAAGAAACGUUAAAAUGGACAUUACAUCAUUCGGCUUUAGAGGACACCGAACUCAUCCACGGAAAUCUUGAAAAAAACGGCGAACACGUAAAUGAUAUCUACACCACUUUUAAAAGCAAUCCUACUGCAGACCGCAGUAGAGAUCGAAACUGGAAUCGUGACAAGGAAAGAGAUCGUCAUUUUAAGGACCGCAGUCGACACUCGCCAGAGCGAAGUUAUGAUCGUGAUCGUGGAAUGCGUGAAAACGUUGGCACUUCAGUAAGAAGUAAACGUAGUUUUUAUCGACGCCGUUCUAAAGAUAUAUCCCCGGAAGAUUCUCGGGAUAUAUUGAUCACGACAAAAGAACGAGGUAGAGAUUCAGAUUCACGGCCUCGCGAUUAUUGUCGUUCUAGGGAGCGAGAGUCGUUUCGAGACCGUAAAAGAUCUCGCGACAAAAGCCGAGACCAGCCCAGGGAAAAGAGAGAACAUCGUUUUAACUCAUCUAAAGAUCGAGAGUAUCGCGGAAGAGAUCGCGACCGAUCUGCUGAAAUCGAUCGAAGGGAUCGCGAAAGUCUUAAGUAUUGUAACCGCUAUUCAUUGCAUGAAUAUAUUGAAACUGAUAGACGCUCAUCGAAUACAAUAACUAGUUACUAUUCCGGUUCCAGUUUGCCUAGCGCGAACCAUGGUUUUAGUAGCUGUUCUUACCCUUCAAUUGAAAAUAUUCAGAAAUGGUCAGAUCAUAGAGGUUGGACCGCGCCUCAGCCCGACUUUCAGCCAGUAAAACCACCCCCGCCGCCACCAGAAGAGAUUGAAAACUGGGAUGAAGAGGAACACCAUAAAAAUUGUUUUAAGUCAACUGCGCAUUAUGGCUGCGCAAAUAUUCAACCGACAGUGCCGUCAAACGUUAAUUACAUGACUAAAUUAAAGUCAGUUACACAAUUGAAUUCCGAUCCAGGGAACGUAGAUUUAGAUACUCGAAUUGCGUUAAUAUUUAAAGGAAAAACGUUUGGGAAUGCACCACCUUUUCUUCAAAUGGAUAGUAGCGAUUCAGAAACAGAUAAAUGCAAACCUGAUGUUUUUUCAGAUGUUAAUUCCGAUUCAAACAACUCGGAGCACAAAAAAAAGUCAAGUGACAAAAAUGAAGCAAGUGAUAUAUCAAGUGAUGAAGAAAUAAUAGGUAAAAAGGACAAGUCGAAAACCAGUUUAAGUGAAAAAGAAGUAAAUGAUGACAAUAUGUCUUUAUCGAGCUUAUCUUCCCAUGAGGAUCCUAUUCAGACUAAAGAAGGUGCAGAGAAACCUAUUAUGUCACCUUACAUAUAUUCCCAUUCAAAUCAAAAUCCUUUUUAUUACCAUGCAACAGGCUAUGGGCACUAUCUAUCCGGUAUCCCGUCGGAAUCUACAAGUCGUUUUUUUUCAAAUGGCGCUUACAUGCAGUCUGAUUAUUUAAAAGCCGUUGCUUCAUUUAAUUUUGAUUCGUUUUCAAAGCCAUACAACUACCAUGAAAGUGCUCUAUCAGAUCCGAAUGAUGGGAUACGCAAAAAAGUAAAAAAAGUAAUUGGUUAUAUUGUCGAGGAGCUGAAACAGAUUUUAAAAAGGGACGUUAAUAAGCGUAUGAUUGAGAUAACUGCAUUUAAAAAUUUUGAGACCUGGUGGGACGAGCAUACAAUAAAAGCUCGUUCAAAGCCGCUAUCCGAAAUAUCAGACUCCAUUGUCAAUACACCCUUAAAUUUGAUUAAAGAUACUUCCUAUAAGGAAAAGAAUGCUGACAUUAGUCUUCUUAAUAAUUCCCAAAGGGAAGUCGCAGAUUUUCAAUCCUUCUCAAGUAUAGGCUUACGGGCGGCAAUGCCCAAGCUGCCAUCAUUUCGGCGUAUAAGAAAACAUCCUAGUCCUAUACCUAACAAAGGAAAUUUUUUGGAAAGAGAUUUAAGUGACCAAGAGGAAAUGGUGCAAUGUUCAGAUUCUGAAAAAGAGGAUUCUAAUAUGAGAAUCUCCAAUAAUGCACGUUCAAACAUUAAGGGUCCAGACCCAAUUCAAGAGUCAGAUCAUAAAUCGCGAAUAUCUGAUUUAAUUUUAAAAAGAAAGGGAAGUGCUUCAAGUUUCUUUUCAUCUUCGUCUUCUUCCGCUUCUUGUGAAGCUGAGUAUGAAGCCAGCGAUUGUGUCGAAAAAGCAAGGACUAGUGAAGAAGAUAGUCCUGAAGGAUAUGGUCAAAGAAAUAGGAAUCUACGGAAAAAAAGUUUUAGAAACAAAAACAGAGUCGGUACAAGGGAUAAAAUUUUGAAAAGUUUGGAUUCGGGCUCAGAUGAAAACAAGAAAGAGAACGUAACAAGGCACACAAAAAAAAAUAAUAUAUAUUCCGAUACAGAUGAAGAUAAUGAUAGAACGUUGUUUACUGCUUUACAAGAAAAAAAUAUUUCAACUAUUCUAUCUGAUCUCGAAGAAAUAAGUAAAGAUAGUUGCUUCGAAUUGGACGAAAACGUGAUUGAGCCCACAUUUUUAACAAAGAUAACAAACACGCCGAAAAUGAACGAAUUUAGGCGCUCUCUUACCCCUGUUCCACCACCGGGGUACAAUGAAGAAGAAAUUAAAAAAAAUGAUGACUGUAAACCAAAGUCAGUAUUUGAUUAUAAUAGAAUUUACAGCGACUCCGAGGAGGAGAAAGAAUAUCAGGAAAAGAGAAGAAGAAAUACUGAGUACAUGGCUCAAAUAGAACGAGAAUUUUUAGAGGAACAAGAGAAGAGUGUUGAAAAUUCUUUGGAUAGAAACCUACAAUCCCCUAAUACCACGGUACAAAGCGGAAAAGCCCCCAGAAAUAAAAAUGACGAAACUCGAGAAAUAUUUAAUUCCCAAAUUAAACCAUGCUUUGAAAGUGCAAGUAAAGUUGACAUUACUGCAGUCAAUGUAGAAAAUAUUGAGAAAAAUCUAAAUGAAUUUGUCGCUGUAGAGAGUGAUGUUCUUUCAAACGGUUGUAACAAAGUGUAUCCAAAUUCAAAAGGUGAAACCAAAGGAACUCAAUCGCCAGUGUAUUCUGACGGCGGUUCCAGUCAAGCGUCACAGGCCAGCCAGGUUGCGCUAGAGCAUUGUUAUUCGUUGCCGCCGCACGCACAAUCAGUUUCUUUGUGCGAUUUUCCAUCUGGCCAGUUGAAUGAGACUAAAAACAUUUUAAAACAAGAACCAGAAAACACUGCAAUUGUUAACCAAAUGACGAGGACAGGUCCAGGCAGACCUCGCAAGGAUCCAAGUCGUACUCAAAAGAAAAAGAAAGAUUCGGUCCUCAGGGUGCCAAAUGUAAAGAACAAAAUGGCACCAAACAGAGAUGCGUGGGCCGAAUUGGCACGAAGAACUGCAAAUUUUGUUCCGUGUGAUAUGUAUAAAACUCGUGAUCAGAAUGAAGAAAUGGUUAUUUUGUACACUUUCUUAACAAAAGGCAUUGAUGCAGAAGAUAUAAACUUUAUAAAAAUGAGUUAUUUGGACCAUUUGCAUAAGGAGCCGUAUGCUAUGUUUUUAAAUAAUACUCACUGGGUGGACCACUGCACAACUGACCGAGCUUUUUGGCCACCGCCUCCAAAAAAACGAAGAAAAGAUGAUGAACUGAUGCGCCAUAAGACUGGAUCUGCACGAACUGAAGGAUUUUACAAAUUAGAUGUUCGAGAAAAAGCUAAGCACAAGUACCAUCACGCUAAAGCCAAUACAGAAGAUUCCCUUAAUGAAGAUCGGAGCGAUGAACCUACAGCACUUACAAACAAUCAUCACAAUAAAAUAAUUUCCAAAAUGCAAGGAAUUUCCCGCGAAGCUCGCUCAAACCAGCGAAGGCUCUUGACAGCCUUUGGUUCUAUGGGUGAGUCAGAGCUCUUAAAAUUUAAUCAGCUAAAGUUUCGGAAGAAACAGCUUAAAUUUGCCAAAUCUGCGAUACAUGAUUGGGGAUUAUUUGCAAUGGAGCCCAUAGCUGCAGAUGAAAUGGUUAUUGAAUAUGUUGGUCAGAUGAUUCGACCUGUAGUUGCUGAUCUAAGAGAAACAAAGUACGAAGCGAUUGGAAUUGGCAGUUCCUAUUUGUUUCGAAUCGACAUGGAAACUAUAAUCGAUGCAACUAAAUGUGGAAACUUAGCUCGUUUUAUAAAUCACAGUUGCAAUCCGAACUGCUACGCUAAGGUUAUAACUAUUGAAUCUGAAAAAAAAAUAGUUAUAUAUUCAAAGCAACCCAUUGGUAUCAACGAGGAAAUAACGUACGACUAUAAAUUUCCAUUGGAAGAAGAAAAAAUACCGUGCCUGUGUGGCGCCCAAGGAUGUCGAGGCACACUUAACUAAUACUUAUUUACAACUAUGAAUGAAAUAUUUUAGAGCUCAU
Drosophila santomea is the source of this 5223-nucleotide messenger RNA. RefSeq names its product histone-lysine N-methyltransferase SETD1 (gene Set1). Bases 297 to 5183 code for a protein of 1628 amino acids. Gene Ontology annotation, cellular component: Set1C/COMPASS complex. The transcript has 6 exons. Gene Ontology annotation, molecular function: RNA binding; histone H3K4 methyltransferase activity; protein binding. NCBI's taxonomy places the organism in Eukaryota, Metazoa, Arthropoda, Insecta, Diptera, Drosophilidae. The record is from RefSeq and is a predicted model, not a curated record.